GUACCACGUCCACGUGGGUUUGAAGCAGACAAGAUGAUGGCAGGCUCAAAGAUAGUUCUUCAAAGCUCUGAUGUUGAUGAAUAUUCUAUAGCUGCUCUGCGUAGCACAAUUACUCGCAUUGUGAACCCUACUUGCUACAAAGGUCAAAAGUUCUACAUCAGUGACAAUUGUCCUAGUUGGUGGCCAAAAGAUGUGGAAUUUUCUCCUUUGACAGGGCCCAAAACUAUCCCUGUUGUUAAGCUGAGAGCAAUUUUUGCAGCUUUUCUGGAGAAAUGUUCUGAGCAGUACACAAUAUCACCUCCAGUUGAUCAGCAAAACUCUGCCUUGACAUUUGAAACUGACCAACCAGAAGACCCUGCAGUUGGUACAAAGAGAGCCAGGAUAAUGCCAGGCUCAAAGAUAGUUCUUCCAAGCUCUGAUGUUGAUGAAUAUGCUGGAAAUAUUCUUCAAAACACAAUUUCACGUAUUUCCAACUAUAAAGGUUGGGGCAAAAACUUCUACACGAGUGACUGCCCAAGUUGGUGGCCAAAAGAUGUGGCGUUUGCUCCUAUGACAGGGCCCAAAGCUACUGGUAUUGUCACUGCUGUAAACCAGAGAAAGAUAUUGGCAGCUUUCCUGGAGAAAUGUCCUGACCAGUACACAAUAUCACCCGGGGCUUGGCUACUCAAUCCCACCUCUUCCCCACUCGUUGAUGAUAAGCAACCAGUAAGAGAAGUCAGCCCACAAAGUUCCUCUGAAAGUGAUCAAGAAGAGCCUGUAGGAAUGAACCAAACACCACCUACUGGAGCUAAUCUUACCCGAUCAGUUGGAGCCACAAUCAACACUGCUGCACAACAUGCAAAGCUUAUCAUACCCAGCUCUUGUGCAAAUGACUACUCUCAACCUAGUCUCAUUUCGCUAAUUCAAAAGAUUUUAAACCCUGAACUGCGAAACUUUAUAUACUCCAGUGCUAAUUGUCCCAGCUGGUGGCCGACUGAUGUACCAUUCACUAGGGCAGAAGAUAUGGAAGCUAAGGACAGGACAAAAGUACUGACAGCUUUUCUAAAGAAAUGCCCUGAGCAGUACACAAUAUCACCUCCAGUUGAUCAGCAAAACUCUGCCUCGGAAGAUGAAACUGACCAACUAGAAGACUCCCUCAUAUAUGUCAAUGAUAGUUCAAAUGAUUCUGAUGAAGAAACUGUUAGCAUAUCAAGUGACCCUGAAGACCUGGUGAAUAGUCUAGAGCAGCACCUUCUGGAUUCUAGGAAAAGAAGGCUGGAGGCUGAGAGGAAAGUUGAGGAGCUGACGGAAGAAAUCAAACGUCUCAAAGAAGAAAGGAAAAGUAUAGGUUCUAUUGUGAAACGAUCACGACUCCAUCACUAGUGUGUAGUCCCUCAUACCUAACUGAAUUUAUUAUUUGGAUUUCAUUUUUUCACUUUAUUUUUUUGUUAGCUUCGUUCACUCUCUCUUAUACCUCCCUCCUGUAUUCAUGAUCAUGCUGCUCAAUUGAAGGUUUGUAAUUUGAUGGGA
This is a messenger RNA of Halichondria panicea, 1509 nucleotides long. RefSeq lists its product as uncharacterized. The transcript is spliced from 10 exons. The coding region runs from base 34 to 1362 and encodes 442 amino acids. NCBI's taxonomy places the organism in Eukaryota, Metazoa, Porifera, Demospongiae, Suberitida, Halichondriidae. The record is from RefSeq and is a predicted model, not a curated record.